UCCCUGUUGCAUAGGCUUGGGGGCAAGCCUCAUCGCAAGAAGGAGGGGGUGUCAAGGCCACUGUCAGCGCUGCAGCCACACCAGGCAAGGAACGGGCCUCGCCACCAGCUCGGCCCAUCAGGCAGAAGCGGCCCAACAGCAAGGUCAGCGGACCAGAGUGGGUGUGACACCGCACCAACUACUUAAGGCGAUUCCACCCACAAGCGCUAGGUAUCCAGUGGAUCACGGCGGAACCGGCGGCGGCUCUCUUUCCCUUUCCCUUCUUCCCCAAUUCGUGUAUCCGUGAUUGUAAUCCUAACUGCCACCAGAUUCGUGAGAUAUUGCAAUAGAUCGAGAGAUAUAUCACUGGGUUGCUUACACAGACACAAUCAGUUCAUGGGCAACCUAAACUGGGUAAGUUACCUAGAAAAUAUUAGGCUACUUUCGCUGGGCGGAAAUAAGUUUGAAGGGCAGAUCACUCCAACCCUGUGCAGACUCAUGUACUUGAGGAUACUUGAUUUUUCACAUAACAAGCUUUCAGGUUCUCUGCCAGCAUGUGUUGGUAAUAUCUCUUUCAAAGGUGAUAGGGACGAUGCAAUUUUUCAGUCAGUAUAUGAGAGUAAUAUGUAUGACUACUUCAGUGGCUAUGACUUAAGAGGCUUCACCUUUGCUACCAAAGGAAAUAUCUACACGUAUGGUCGCAAUGUCUUCGAUUCAAUGGCUGGCAUCGACUUAUCUGCAAACAUGCUGGACGGAGAAAUUCCCUGGGAGGUAGGAAAUCUAAGCCAUAUCAAAUCCCUUAAUCUGUCAUACAAUUUUUUUAUUGGCUCAAUCCUGGCGACCUUUGGUGGCAUGGAGAUAGAAAGCUUGGACCUCUCCCACGAUGAGUUGAGUGGACCAAUACCCUUGCAGUUAACCCAGCUAUCAUCAUUGGGUGCAUUCUCUGUGGCAUACAACAACUUGUCAGGAUGUAUACCAAACUCUGGUCAGCUAGGCUUCGACAUGGAGAGCUACCUAGGUAACACCAACCUUCACCAGAUUACACAGGGGAACAUGUGUGCUGCUCCCAGUCCAGAUCCUGCUGCGGCGAAAGAAGUGGAAGAGACGACCAGUGACCCAGUUCUAUAUGUGAUUACAGCUGCCGGCUUUGUGUUGGCAUUUUGGGCCACUAUUGGAUUCUCGUUUUUCCAUCCUUACGGAAGAUCAGUAAUGCUCAAGAUGUAG
This is a messenger RNA of Aegilops tauschii subsp. strangulata, 1203 nucleotides long. RefSeq names its product receptor-like protein 13. The record is from RefSeq and is a predicted model, not a curated record. Gene Ontology annotation, molecular function: protein binding. Lineage: Eukaryota; Viridiplantae; Streptophyta; Magnoliopsida; Poales; Poaceae.